Messenger RNA from Angiostrongylus costaricensis, 897 nucleotides. The record is from the annotation of a GenBank genome assembly. NCBI's taxonomy places the organism in Eukaryota, Metazoa, Nematoda, Chromadorea, Rhabditida, Metastrongylidae.
AUGUCGAUCCUCUGGGUGAUCGACACGAAGUGCGGUACAGGAGCCUGCAAUGGCUAUCUCGGUAGCGCUUACACUAGACGCAAAUAUGAUGCUUCAAAAUCUUCAACGGUCUCCCCGUAUCGAAACACUACAGAUCUUCAGUACCCUUCUGGAUGGUUGACGGGACCAGUCGUGAAGGAUACCGUUUCUUUCGCCGGUGAUAUUUUGUUUACAGGUUCGAGUAUUGAGCAACAGGGACUCGUUAAUGCUGCAGACGUCUCAGAUGCUUUUGCUUUCAUGCCACUCGACGGCUACCUCGGGCUUUCGUGGCAGCAAUCGGUUGACGUGGCCAGAUCACCAAUGGAGAACCUUCUGCCAAGCCUCGACGCACCGAUCUUCACCGUCUGGCUUGAUAGAAAACUUAAUGUGUGUACCGGGGGCGAUGGCGGAUUGGUCACCUAUGGAGCCAUAGACACUACCAACUGUGAGUCGGAAAUCAACUAUGUUACUCUGUCCGCCGAAGGUUGUCGGCAAUUUCCUAUGGAAGGCUUCUCUAUUGGAAGUUUUACUCAGAGACAGAAACAAGAUGCGAUCUCCGACACUUCCAGCUCGUGGAUCGGAACGCCAUUCAGGGCAAUGAACGAAGUGGUUAGUCAGACAGGUGCCCUAUUCGACUACGAGAAUGAAAUGUACACUGUUAACUGCUCGACGAUGAUGGAACAACCAGAUUUGGAGUUUACCAUAAAUGGCAUAAAAUACAUUGUACCAUCCAAGGAGUACGUGGUUGAUAUUGAACUCGGAGAAGGAAAGGCAAUAUUCACUGCCAUUUUUUACAACGCCUGUGAACGAAGUGGAGACGGUGCUGUACAGGAGCUAGAUGUUGAGGAGGACGGAACUGAAAACUGGAAGAAUACCUAA